UAUAGACUACCCUUGGCACGAUUGCCAUAAAGCUUGGGCUUACUGGGUUAUUCUGCAUUACAGUCUAUUUUCGUAGUAGAGGCAUAUUGGUCGCAAUGUACGCCAGUAUCGUUUUCGCGCCGUUAGGCCUACUCCUGUGCACAGUGGUCCAUGCUACUGUCAAUGUAAACGUAGGCAUGCUACACCUGUCGAGUUUUGAGAAGGAGCCCUUGGUAAGCAAGUACUACCUUUUGCCGGCGGCUCAGAUCGCCUUCGAAACCGUCGCAAAACGUCUGGAAAGGGGUGUGUACAAGAACUUCAGCAUGACGCACGUAAGCACUAAUGAAUGUUGUACACGCCCAGUGCGAUCUACUGGGGCCCUGGCAUCUUCGAUGUACCACGAUGACGGCGUGGAUGCCUUCCUGGGGCCGGCUGUUAGCCCCGAUAUGGCUGCUGUAGCUGACAUGGCCGCCUACUGGAAUCUUCCGGUCUUGGCCGGGGCAGCCACUUCCACGCUCCUGGAUAACAAGACGCGGUUCCCGACCCUGACUCGCACGGGUCCGUGCGUGGAGCUCAUGGUGCAGUUCAUGACUGCCGUGCUUCGUCAUCUCGGUUUGACCAGCUGUGCCAUACUCCGCGGACUGCCGAUAGAUAUUGUGUACUACCGCUACGUUCUCCCAGACGCCGUGUUCGCAGGCCUGGAGAGAAAUGGAAUAACCGUGGUCGAGGUGUACGCUGAUCAAUUUGACACUUUGGAUAAAGCUCUGGAGAAAGUUGCUUCCGUCUCUAAGGUUAUCUUCAUUAGUACCUCCCCGGUACGUGACAUAAUGGUCCGAGCUCAUCAUCUGGGUCUCACUCGGGGCUCGCAUGUGUUUCUAAACUGGAUCCCGUUCGAGUACUCGCCAUGGCAGACGAGCAGCCAGUUCGAAAACAACGAUGCGGAGACAGUUGAAGCACUGAAGGCGUUGUUGAUGAUGCGGUACCAUGUUCCUGAUAUUCCCGUGUACCAUGCGUUCCAGAGUGAGUUGAAAGAUCGCCAACUGAGCUUAUACGGACGUGAAGGCAGUGGGGAAAAUCUGUAUGCUGCUGCGACCCACGAUGCUGUUCUGAUUUACGCCGAUGUGAUCAAUGAAAUCGUGGCCGAGGGUGGCGACGUAAGGGAUGGACGAGCAGUGACAAAGAAAAUGUGGGACAGAACAUUCCAAGGUGUAACUGGGCAAAUUCGUAUCGGCGCUAAUGGGGAUCGCCUUGAAGUGUGUGAACUACUGGAUAUGACAGACACCAACAAGGGAACAUUCGAUGUUAUUGGUACCUUCGACGAGGCUACUGGAGCCAUCAAAGUUCAUGAGCCGAUCAAAUGGCCUGGAGGAAAGGCACCAACGGGCUACUAACUGACCAAACACCAACGACUUGGGCCUCUUGAAAUAUUCAUGUAAUUGUACAUAAUUAGUGAUCACGUGAAGUUGCGAUCAAGCGGUUGUCUCCAAGACUCCCGGCGUCACUGAUUUGCAUACAAUAAAUGCACAGCAUUUUGAAAACCUGGCAGCCAUAAUUAGAACUUAGUUUAGAGCCAUUCAUAAUUUUGGGCCACUGUCACCAUUUUGUGCACGAUAGGCCCAGUUGGAAGGACAAAAGCUUUUAAACAACCGUUGAGAUACAAAACAUUACUACGUAUACUUAGCUGUUCUUGUAUUCAACUUUAAUUUCCUGCAUUUUGGUGAAGGUUAUGGGUUUUUCCUUAGGCGGUUUCGCUUAGAAUGUUUUAUACUCUUAUGGGUCUACCGAGAACAGCAAUAAAUUAAUCAUUACUUCUGGAUAUUUUAAGUAAUUCUGGUCUCAGUUUGAUAAUACAGUCUGCUAAAAAUACUUAUAGGCGGAACAAAGGUAACAUUUCAGCAGAUCACACGCACGCUUAAGUUUCCAGCCGUUUACCUUCGAGAACAGACCUUAGCGUAUAGCCACCAGCUUGGAGGGCAUCUUUUGUUGCUAUAAUUCAGUAACAAUUAAUGCACAGAAGUUUCACUGAUGCAUAUCUUAGCAAAACAACGGCAUUACCCACUAAGAUGGCUGUUACGCGUAAGGUCUAUGAUCACCGAGCGUGGCAGCCAAAUUAGUACAGACAACUUUUCGGCUGGUUACCGGUGCCAGAUCUCAGUCUCCAUCAUACCCCAAACUUUGACAUUUUUUCACCGCCGAGAGGCUAUUGUAUACAGGUAUUUAGUUUGAAGUACGAAGUUUGAUUAAGACGGUAUACAGUUUUGGGAUAUAUCAGAUCUGUUGUAUAUAGCCUUAAAUAGGUGGAGGUUUACUGACGUUUCAUGUUACAUUGGUGAUUGUUCAAACGUGUACAUUUAGCGGUAUACAAUUAAUUAACAAGCGAGAUGCAUUAAAUUCUCCAAUCAGGCGCGGAUCUAGGGGGGGGGGUGUUAGGGGGUCAAAAUCCCCCCCAGCUCUAACUUAUUUAUUUAUUUUUUGGCAUAGAAAUACCUUUAAAAUAAUGUGAAACCCCCCCCCCCCUCUUCCCCUGCUCUGACACUCAAAAAAAUAUGACAGUUAUACUUGAAAAAAUUUCCGCCUGUGCACAAAAUUCAAUCAGAUCCAGCGGAGGUAUUUGUACACUGUUAUGUUAUAAAGUGUUGAUGAUCGUCGUAUUUGAACAGCGCCCCCAUUGAAAGCAGGGUAGAGCCCCCCACCCCAACCUCCACCCCCUAUUGAUUUUACGGAAGCCAAGUGUCCGGAGA
Messenger RNA from Patiria miniata (bat star), 2720 nucleotides. Its product is annotated as atrial natriuretic peptide receptor 3-like. Gene Ontology annotation, cellular component: membrane. The record is from RefSeq and is a predicted model, not a curated record. NCBI's taxonomy places the organism in Eukaryota, Metazoa, Echinodermata, Asteroidea, Valvatida, Asterinidae. The coding region runs from base 96 to 1370 and encodes 424 amino acids. Gene Ontology annotation, molecular function: signaling receptor activity; peptide hormone binding. The transcript has 6 exons.